Molecule: messenger RNA, 3542 nt
Organism: Caenorhabditis sp. 36 PRJEB53466
Lineage: Eukaryota; Metazoa; Nematoda; Chromadorea; Rhabditida; Rhabditidae
Source: the annotation of a GenBank genome assembly
AUGGGUCGACCGAAAAGUUUUGUUAUGCUUUUCCUGCUUCUUGUUGUUUACGCGUCGCCUUCGCAUCAAAGGAGCGUUCUUCAGAAUACUGUAAGCUUGAAAAAACGUAAUUUGUCCACAAGUUGUCUUGAAAAACAGUCUUGAAACUUGAAGAGUCUAGAAAACAUUCAUUCUUAAAUCGGCUGGGCCGAUUGUUUUUUGAACCAUUUGGUGACAAACCGAACCGAACCGAUCUUACAAACACCGUUCAAGUGCCGAAAAAGCACUUAGCCUAGGAUCACACAGAUCAUAGACUUAUACUAUUUUUGAAAUUUUUUCCACUACUACGUACAAGUACAGUAAUCCGUUUGUGUCCGAGAUACUACUUUUUGUUUCUCGCCCGCGAGUCUCUCAAAUUAUCGGAUCAACACCCUUUCGGCCGUUUUUCUGCAAAAUGCGCUACAGAUCGAUUCAAUUCGAAAACUCCGACACGGUUUCGUUUCGUUGUGUAGUACAGGUACUGCGCUGUCUCGCCCGGUGUCCAUUACGGACGGAGACGGGUAAAAACUAGAUGCCGUUUAAUGUAUUACAUUAUACGAAAAACUUUUUUUGUGUGUGUGUUUGUUGUUGUUAAUAAUCCCGACACACAACUAGACAUUGGCGCCAGGGCAGAGACAGGGGAUAUGUUUCUUUUUUCGUAAAAAAAUGAGAAGAGAGAGAGAGAGCACUCAAAGUGAUGGCCGGAUAAUAGAGAGAGAGAGAGGUGACCAGUGGCGAUGUGUCAACAAGAAACAAAACACAACGGGGCACUUGAAACUGAGAAAUGGAGUGCCGAUUUCGGGCACACCGGAAACUCUAGGGGAUGAUAUCGUAGACCGACCGACCCCAAUGGAAGAGAAAAAGCUAGGCCACGCUUCAGGACUGCUCCUACCACUCGGCCAACUACUCGGUCAGCUGGACGUAUGAUGAGCUGAGCAACGACGUCGUCUUCAAACUGGUCUCCCGCUCCUCGUUCACCAACUUUUACAGUGCAAUCGCCUUCGGAACUGGCGAACAGCCCGUAAGAGUGUCAUUCAUCAUCUCCCCAGUCCCAAUUAUAUUCGUUCAGGAGGAUGUCAUCGCGGUGUACGUGCGUUCCGCUCAAAUCGGACUCAUCGACGGACACCUCGUCGACGACGGAGCCAUCGAAUCGGACGAAAAGACGAACGUGCAGGCGUUGCAGUUCGAUUUGCAGAACGGAGUGCUCAGCGCACAGUGUGAGUGGGCAGGGAGAAGGUCUUGGCGCGAAAGUUUUUCAAAAUAAUUUCUAGGCCACACUUCUUUUACUGCUAUUUUUCACCGUAUUCGAGCGGAAGAGAAAGAUUGAUGUUCUUUGCUUAUUGCGAGCUUUUACGACACUCCAGAAUCCCGACAAGCGCACUUUGUUCACUGUAAAUCGAUACGAAAUUAAAUUAAAAACAACGUUCAUUUCGUUUCUUCCGUUUUCCGACAAAAGACGUGAAAUUUCUCGCCUUUUCUUUUUGAACAUUCGUUCGAAACGCCGAAAGACGGAGAAAUUCAGAAAAAAUGAGAAAAAAACGGAAACAUUCUGAAAAAUGCCCAAAAGAUCGAUAGAAAGCUUUCAAUUUCUCACUUUCACAUUUGUUUUUCUUUAAAAUUCUCUUUUUUUCGGUUGAAAUUGAGAAAAACGUCGAAAAUGUUCGUGCCUAUUUACGGUAAACAUAGCGCGCUUGUCGGAAUGUUGGAGUAUCGUAAAAUAUAACAUUUUGGAGAACUAACAAAAUUACAGUCGCCCGACCGAUUGAGACCUUCGACUCACAGGACGCCGACCUCGGAAAUUGUGUGGUGCGACUCUUUUUUCUUUCGUUUCAAGGCCAUUCAAAUAACUGUUCAGACAAUUUUUCUGCCGACCGAAUCUCGCGAGAUCAUCACGGGUGUCCCGUUGGAACUCGGCGAUCAGAAAAGCCUCCAGAAGAUCCGAGUAUGCGACAUUGCGGUCACUUGCGCCACCAAACUGCACAACGACGUGAUCGUGAAGCGGCAGGAGGACAGUGACGUGGCGCCGGUGUGUGCCACUGGUCCCGAAGAUCAGAAGAAUCGGAUCGAGUGGAAGGUGGACGGAGAGUUGGUUAGUCUGCUACUACUAGAUGGCCUAGAAUUACUUAAGCCACCUUUUUCUAUGUUCUAGAUCAAAUUCUCCGUGUUCCAAAACACGAAAAAAGGGCGCUGGUGGACGGCGAUCGGAGUCGGCGAGUCAAUGUCCGACCUCAACAUGAUCCUUUUAUUCGCCGAGACCGGAAAACUGAAGAAGCAGGGAAUCUUCCGGACCGAGGGAAAAAUGCAGCCGUUCGAGGUCGAGUACGCUGGAAUCGAACUGAAAAAGGAGGUGGCGGUGGUGAACAACGGACGGGCGCACUUCGAAGUGACCAUCGAGAAGAAGUUCUUCCUGGAUAGAGCUGUUAGUUUCCAAACGAUUUCGAUAAUAUCGACACUCUUUUUUUGCAGGACGAGCAGAGCUGUUUCACGAUGCAAGUGGCUAUCCUGGCUGGUCAAUAUCAGCCGAACUUUAACAUCCAGAAGCAUCAGACCACCCCACAGGCGAUUCAGAUUUGCAACGUCGACGCGUGUACCGUACCCACCGAGCCGCCACAAGAUGUGGACGGCGAAACGAACAAAGGCGAAGAAGAGAAGGAAGUGGAGAAAGAAAGAGUAGACGUCGAAGCUUCUGGAGUAGUGGGCGGAGCCACCGAACCGACGAAUGACGUGGAAGGCUCCGGACUCUCGAUGGUCGAGCAGAGGCCGGUUGCGACCUCCUCGACGCCUUCAACUGCCGAGGUGGCCGACGAGAAGCCGUUGACCGGGGACGAUGCACCACGCGAAGAAUCCACCACGUCAUCAGCCGCUCCGACGAGUUCUCAAUCCACACAACCGCCCACACCGCACGCAAGUCCGUUUUUCCUCCGAAUAUCCCAGCAAACGUUGGAAUUCACUCCAGAUCCCGUCUUCGUCGUCGACAAUCAGACGACCGAGAAAGUAGAGAAGGCGCAAAAGGAAGGCGAAGAAGAAGGCACGGAGACGACGACGCGGAAGAGCACGGGAUGCGGAGCGGAGCACGAGGAUCUUAAGAUUUGCGAAUCGUACUUUGCCGAGUAUUUGGGCAAAGUGAACGAGUGGUCCGAGAAGCACAACAUGACGAUUACGAGUCAUAUGUGGAAGGUACGCGCUUUCAAACGCGAAUUUUACGAGACUCCACAAUUCCGCAAUCUCGCUGUUUUUACCGUAAAUCGACACGCAUUUUUUUAAAAACAGCUUUCCUCGCUUUUUACAGAAAAAGUUGGAUUUCUCGGCUUUUCGUUGAAAAAUGAAUAAAAACCUCAAAAACAUGUUGUCGAUUUACGAUACUUUGCGCUUGUCGGAAUUGUGGAGUGCCGUUUGGAAAGUUUGCUGCUUCUCAAAAGAUUACAACUUUUCAGGCGUGCACACUGCUCUCCCAGGUACAGCACGUGACCACAAUGUGCUGUGGAAUCUUUCGAAACACUUGUGCCACACAUCUCAGCCUCUAA